AUGUCUGCUCCCCUCCGCAUUGUUAUGGCUUGUGACGAAGCCGGUGUCCCCUACAAGGAUGCUAUCAGAGCCACUCUUGAGAAGAACCCUCUCGUCGCCGAGAUCAUUGACGUCGGGGUCAACUCAACCUCUGAUAAGACUGCUUAUCCUCACCCUGCUGUCGAGGGUGCUAAGCUCAUCAAGGAUGGCAAGGCAGACCGUGGCCUCUUCAUUUGCGGCACUGGUCUCGGUGUGGCCAUUGCCGCCAACAAGGUGCCUGGUAUCCGUGCCGUGACUGCCCACGAUCCCUUCUCCGUGGAGCGCUCCAUCCUGAGCAAUGAUGCCCAAGUCCUGUGCAUGGGCCAGCGUGUCAUCGGUGUCGAAUUGGCCAAAAAGCUUGCCACUGACUGGCUCAACUACCGCUUCGAUCCCAAGAGUGCCUCCGCUGCAAAGAUCCAGGCCAUUUCCGACUAUGAGACUCAGUUCCGCACUUCUGCAUAG
This is a messenger RNA of Penicillium paradoxum, 480 nucleotides long. RefSeq names its product RpiB/LacA/LacB family sugar-phosphate isomerase. Lineage: Eukaryota; Fungi; Ascomycota; Eurotiomycetes; Eurotiales; Aspergillaceae. The record is from RefSeq and is a predicted model, not a curated record. Gene Ontology annotation, molecular function: isomerase activity. The transcript has a single exon. Gene Ontology annotation, cellular component: intracellular anatomical structure. The coding region runs from base 1 to 480 and encodes 159 amino acids. Gene Ontology annotation, biological process: carbohydrate metabolic process.